CUACCGCAGCUGACGCCUAGAUCCAAUUUGAUUGGACAAUAUUGGAGUAACUGACAGAGCUGUGCAAUUUUGGCCAAUCAGAGAAAAGCAAUGUAGGAUAUACGGGGACACAACAAAGGCGGAAGACACUGGUAUCACACAUAGAGUCGACGUGUUUCUAAAAAUUCGACCCCAAAAUACUCGUUCUCUGGAGUCCCCCCUUCUGACAGGUUACGCAGGUAGUGUUCAGCCAUCAUGAAGAAGUUCUUCAACAAGGUCAAGACCGACAUGACCUUCAAAAAGGCAGGGGAAGGCCACAAACUGACGGAAGACACCAGAAGCAAGGCCGUCCCCUCUAGGACACCCGCGGAAAGAGCUCACCCCUCGCAGGGCGCCCAACAGGCCGGCGCCGCCGCCUUGGCCAGGCUCGAACAGAAGGACCAGAGUAAGAACAAGAGAACGUCGUCUGCUAUCAAAGCCGCUGCUCGGGCCGAAGCCGCGGAGAGGGAAGCUAGGAGUACCGCCGUCAGUACGUACGCCACCCCGGCUGAACCUGAGGUACACGAGUGUGCCCCGGUGUUGUCAGUGUCAGGGGUACGGUUCCUGUGCCCGCUGUGUGAACAGUCUGUCCCUAGGGACGGGCUGGACCCGCACAAACGGGAGUGUAUCAUGACCAGUCUGAUAGACAGUCCCGUACACAUGUCUGUUACCAUGAUACAGAGCCUCAACAAGAACAGGGACAAGGUCCAGGUUUGUGUGGACACCCUGCGGAAGUAUCUUGAGAACAUCUUGGCCAAUCCACAUGAGGAAAAGUUUCGCAAGAUCCGCCUGACCAACAAGGCCUUCCAGGACCGCGUGGCGACCAUGGAGGGUCACGAGGAGUUCUUACAAGCAGCAGGCUUCUCUUUGAAAGAACUACCACACCAGGAUACCGUGGAACCCUUUUGGGUCCUCGGUGAGGAUAAGUGUGACGACUUAGAUACUCUCAAGUCCUAUGUCGAAGUUCUUACGACUACACAGCCGCUGAAGUUCAAAGUUGAUCGCAUGAUGCAGGUUCUCCAGCCAACAGACCAUGUCACAGAUUUCCAUCUUCCCGAUGCUUUUUACAACCUCACCACAGACGAGAUAAAGCGGGAACAGCAAGAGCGGACUGACGCGGUGCAGAAGAGCUUCCAGCUGCGUACGAAAGCCAUGCGGGAGCGCGACGAGCAGCAGAACCUGCGGAGGUACAACUUCACGCUCAUCCGCGUACGUUUCCCGGACAACCUGCUCCUCCAGGGCGUGUUCCGAGCGCAGGAGAGGCUGUCCACGCUGGUACAGUUUGUCCGCAACGCGCUGGUCAGCGAUUGGCUGCCGUUCGUCCUGAGCUCGGCGACGGGUCAGAGGUUAGAGGAGGAAGAGGUGUCCUUUGCAGAGCUGGGUUUGGUGCCUGCUGCUGUUGUCAACUUCACGUGGGACCCCUCCAUCAUGGCAGAUAUUGCAGCACAGCAGGGGGCAGCCACAAACAACCAGUACCUCAAACCCUGAACUCCUGCUUUAACCUGAUGUGUAGAAUUAAAAUGUAUUCAUCAUCAUCAUCAUAAUUAACCCUUGUCCUGCGGAGGACAACAAUUGUUGUUCUGCACAAACAGUACCAUCUAUAUAACACCCUGUAUAGGUACGAUUUGGGGGUAUUUCUCGUGCAACGCAUCACACUGCAGCGAAAUGCAACGAAUGCAGAAGUAACUAUGCCACUGCAGGGCAAAAAAAAAUUGGGCGUCUAUGAUCAAAUUAAGACAUGGAAAAUUAUUGAAAAAUAUUGUGCCAGGAAUGCCAGCAGGACAAGGGUUAAAAUGUAAUCAUACUUGUAUUCAUACACUAUGCUCCAAUAUUCCAGUCAUAGUUUGCAAAAAGAUGUAGCUUCUCAAUAUCAGACUUGAUGAUUGUUGUCUUGAUGUUGUGUUUUU
This is a messenger RNA of Branchiostoma belcheri (Belcher's lancelet), 1925 nucleotides long. Its product is annotated as UBX domain-containing protein 6-like. NCBI's taxonomy places the organism in Eukaryota, Metazoa, Chordata, Leptocardii, Amphioxiformes, Branchiostomatidae. The transcript is spliced from 2 exons. Gene Ontology annotation, molecular function: protein binding. The coding region runs from base 235 to 1506 and encodes 423 amino acids. The record is from RefSeq and is a predicted model, not a curated record. Gene Ontology annotation, cellular component: cytoplasm.